This is a messenger RNA of Lachancea sp. 'fantastica', 1965 nucleotides long. The record is from the annotation of a GenBank genome assembly. NCBI's taxonomy places the organism in Eukaryota, Fungi, Ascomycota, Saccharomycetes, Saccharomycetales, Saccharomycetaceae.
AUGGGCUUGCUUUCGUUAGGUACGCCAUUACAAUGGUAUGAAUCUCGCCAGCACAACGAACAUGUCAGACAAAACGGCAUACAGCAAUUGCUGUACAUAUUCCGUGCUGCCAAUGCUAGAAAGGAUGACCCGUUGUUGUGGGGCGAUGAAAUCGAGUAUAUGACAUGCAAAAUCAACGACGAACAAAAAGUAGCAUUGUUGGCAAUCGAUGACGACGCGGUAUUGUCGGAACUGAACAUUGAAGACAAAGGACUAUGCGAUGCCCAAAAUGUGUCUUUUCACCCGGAAUACGGCCGCUUCAUGAUUGAAGCUACACCUGCUCGUCCAUUUGCCGGUUUUGCCCUGCAAUACGUGGAAGAAAACAUGGCUCGCAGAAGAGAAGUGGCAGAACAAAAACUGCACUCAAGAGGCGCACAACUGCUGUCAUUGGCGGUUUUCCCUCGAAUGGGGUGUCCGGACUUCACAGACAUCAGCCAGGUUUGGAGCAGCCGCAACUCUGCGUCCAGAUCGCUGUAUUUGCCCGACCAGGUGAUCAACCGGCAUGCUCGGUUCCCUACUUUGACGGCAAACAUUCGUACUAGACGUGGCGAAAAAGUGUGCAUGAAUGUGCCAAUGUUCCAGGACGAAAAUACGCCCAAAGUCGACGACACGGUCUACCAGCGUGACUGGUUCACGCCCGAAGACCUGGAGGGCCCAUUGGCUUCCAAGCCUGGAUUCAUCUACAUGGACUCAAUGGGGUUCGGAAUGGGCUGUAGUUGCUUGCAAUUAACUUUCCAAGCUCCUACCAUCGACAAAGCUAGAUACCUGUACGAUGCGCUCGUGAAUUUCGCACCAAUACUUUUGGCCGCCACAGCGGCCUCUCCGGCUUUCAAAGGUUGGUUAGCGGACCAGGACGUGCGGUGGAACGUCAUUUCAGGCGCUGUUGAUGACCGCACGCCAUACGAGCGCAGUGUGGCACCGCUAUUGCCCGAAUACAACAACGAGCACGGUAAUUCCACGAAACCAGGACCUCAGAGGAUCCCCAAAUCAAGAUACAGCGCUGUUGAUUUGUAUCUGGGGGGCAAUGCUUUCUUCGAUCGCAAGUUCAACGACACAGACGUCCCUCUCAACGAAUCUGUUUUGCAGGAACUGCAAACUAAUGCACUUUUCCCCAUGGACUACGACCUGGCCCGUCAUUUUUCACAUCUUUUCAUCAGAGACCCGCUAGUGGUUUUCCAGGAACGCAUAAACCAGGACAAUCAACACUUCACGGACCAUUUUGAAAACAUUCAAAGCACCAAUUGGCAAACGCUUCGUUUCAAGCCUCCUACUCAGGCCGCGACUCCGGAAAACAAGGAAGCACCAGGAUGGCGCGUGGAGUUCAGACCCAUGGAAAUUCACAUUACCGAUUUCGAGAACGCGGCCUACUCUAACUUCCUUUUCCUAAUCGUCGAGUGUCUCCUAAAGUUCAGUAACGAAAUCAAUUGCUACGUGCCCAUGUCUCAGACAUGGCAGAAUAUGGAGCUGGCUCAUCACCGCGACGCCGUUCUGCAUGAACGCUUCUACUGGAAAUCAAGUUUCACCGCAGAGGGCACUGAACAAUACACAUGCGCCCAAAUCUUCAGCGACCCGGCUUUUGGGAUUUUCCCACAAUUUAUAGAUCGCAUUCUCAAGCACAAGAUGUGGGUCGCUUCCUCCUGGACUGAACUGAAGUCCUCGUCUGAUCCUGCCCAGGUGAGAUUGUUUUACUAUCUGAAAUUGGUUUUUGAUAGAGCCACGGGUGCUUUGCCCACAACCGCCAAUUUCUUACGUGAAUACAUCACCACACACCCGAGCUACAAGAAAGACUCUAGGCUUACAGCUGAACUAAACUACCAUUUACUGAAGAUGGUGUCCAGAAUCACGCACUUGGAUGAUUCCCAAGACGACGUGUCCAAGAUUUUCGGGCCAGAAAUCGCAAACUUUUUGUUAAGACAUAGAAUGUAA